Paecilomyces variotii is the source of this 3029-nucleotide messenger RNA. RefSeq names its product rad4 family protein. The coding region runs from base 70 to 2730 and encodes 886 amino acids. Gene Ontology annotation, molecular function: damaged DNA binding; single-stranded DNA binding. Lineage: Eukaryota; Fungi; Ascomycota; Eurotiomycetes; Eurotiales; Thermoascaceae. The record is from RefSeq and is a predicted model, not a curated record. The transcript has a single exon. Gene Ontology annotation, biological process: nucleotide-excision repair; mismatch repair. Gene Ontology annotation, cellular component: nucleotide-excision repair factor 2 complex; XPC complex; nucleus.
UCACCUUUUUCUCUCUUCACUCGUCUCGGUCUCCCCGCCACACCUCGAUCAUAUAUCAAAAUCUUUCUUAUGCCGCCUUUCGUUCCCCGUAAACGGUCUCUUUCCGUCGAUGAUCCGCCCAACGCAAAACGUCCGGCGCAGUCGGGCGUACAUACCGUCCACGCCUCCAUAGAGAUCUCCGACAGUGAGGACUCAGACUCAUCGCUCAGCGAUGCCCCUCCAUCGGAAAAUGAACUAUCUAAGGAGCCAAGUGAUGGCUCCGAUGCUGAAAGCUCUGAUGAUGCUGUCGACUGGGAGGAUGCUAUGGACACUGCAGGGCCGUCUGCAUCCAAUACUACGCCCGCUACACCUGCGGUUGAGACGGGAGACCUUGAAUUGACACUGGAUAAAGAUGAAAUACACCUGACGGACCUAUUGGAGGGAAAGAAGGGCCCUACGAAGAUCGAACGUUUCAUCCGCAUGCAGACCCAUUGCAUGCACGUCCAGUGCUUGCUCUUUCACAAUGCUAUCCGUAACGCUUGGAUAAGCGACGCAAAGGUCCACGAUAUUCUGCGCGCCAAGCUCCCGGAAGCGAUUAAAAAGGAGGUGAAGAAAUGGCGCAUCUCCUCGGGGCUGGAGAUGCCAGAGGAGAAACCGCCAGAGAAGAACAAGAAGAAGGGCAGGAAGGGCAAGAACAAGGAAGCAAGCCGUGACUGGGGUGAGGAUUCGUCGCGUGUCGAACCAGGUCAGCCUGAUAUGAGUCGCGGAGAUCCUUUGAUUUCGUUACUUCGAAUUCUAGCGGCGUACUGGAAGAAGCAAUUCAAAGUCACGGCGCCGGGGUUACGCAAACGCGGCUACAUGCCGUUGUCCGUUCUUGAGGCGGAGAUCAAAUCAUUCCAGAAUGAUGACCAUGAUCCGCUCAAGCAUGGCGAGCGCAUUAGGAAUCGAGAAGAAUUUCGCGCCGUGGCAGACCGUAUGCAAGGUUCAAGAGACGUUGGAGCACAGCUAUUCACUUCUUUGUUACGUGCACUUGGUAUCGAAGCCCGCCUGGUUUCCAGUCUACAACCAUUGGGAUUCGGAUGGACCAAAGCAGAGACAUACACUCCACCAAAUAAGGCGCAACCUAAUUCAGAGGAAGAGGAAGAAGAAGGGAAAACGGAAGAAUCUGAUUCUGAAACGAGUGAUGAAACCACUUCCACCUCCAAAGGUUACGACCACGAUCUGCCGUUUCCCACGUACUGGACCGAGGCCGUAUCGCCGGUCACACAUGAGGUUAUUCCGGUCGAUCCUCUAGUCUUGUCUAAUGCUGUUGCGACUACUCCGGAGCUUGUAGCCUCAUUUGAACCGCGGGGUGCCAAAGCUGAACGAGCAAAACAGGUCAUCGCUUAUGUCGUCGCAUAUUCCAAUGAUGGAACGGCUAAGGACGUCACGACGCGCUACCUACGUCGCCGCACGUGGCCUGGUAAGACUAAGGGAUACCGGCUACCGGUUGAGAAGAUUCCCAAACCGGGCCGUAAAGGCCAAUACUUCGAAUAUGACUGGUUUAGGGUGACAAUGAGGGGAUAUAUGCGUCCAGAGAAUAAGAGGGCUGCUGUUGAUGAUGUUGAAGACGCGAAGGACUUGCUUCCGCAUCAACCGGACAAGAAGCCGGUCAAGGAAGGUGAUACUCUACAGAGCCUACGUGCUUCUACAGAAUUUGUCCUAGAACGGUUCCUGCGUCGAGAGGAGGCCAUACGUCCUGGAGCGAAACAUGUCCGCACCUUCACUAGCGGUAAAGGUAACAAGGCUAAGGAGGAGAAGGUCUUUCGCCGACAGGAUGUCGUCAAAUGUCAGUCAUCGGAAAGCUGGCACAAGGAGGGUCGCCAAAUCAAAAUGGGUGAGAAGCCUCUCAAACUGGUUCCAAUCCGCGCUGUGACAUUGAUGCGCAAACGGGAAGUCGAUGAAUUCGAGAGGGAGACUGGUGAGAAACCGAAACAAGGUCUCUACGCCCAAUAUCAAACUGAAUACAUUAUCCCGCCGCCCAUCCAGAAUGGAGUUAUUCCGAAGAACGCUUACGGCAACAUCGACUGCUUCGUGCCUAGCAUGGUACCACAGGGCGCAUCACACAUUCCCUGGCGUGGUACGGUCCGUAUUUGCAAGAAACUCGGGAUCGACUACGCGGAAGCCGUAACAGGCUUUGAGUUUGGUAGCAAGAUGGCAGUCCCCAUAAUCGAGGGUGUGGUUGUUGCUGCGGAGAACGAAGAGCUUGUGAAGGAUGCCUGGCGCGCAGAUGAAGCGGAGCGGCGAAAAAAGGAGCAGCUGAAGCAAGAAAAACGUAUCCUCCAAACCUGGCGGAAGUUCCUCAUGGGGCUGCGCAUCGCAGAGCGAGUACGUGAAGAGUAUGGUCAAGAUCCCAAUGCAACGGAAGCGGAUUCGCAUAAUCCUUUCACGAAUCGGCGACAGACGCAACGUGUCCCAGAAGAACAUGAGCCGACGCCCGAUCCGAUUGACCAUGGCGGUGGCUUCCUCCUGCCAGGACAAGAUGAUAGUGAUGAUGGGGGGUUGAUUGUGGAGCAUCAUCACCCAGCACAUACUCGCUCUCUGGGUGACGGUGGUGCACCUAGAUAUGAAGGCGAGGAUAAAGAAGAUGGAAUGGACCUCAGUAGCUCCGACGUGGAUUCCCUUUCAUCUGAUGAUAAUGACGACGAUAGUGAACCCGAAUAUACCGAGGUUCGUCGCGCUCCAGUCCGGCGCAGACGCGGAGGCAGAUGAUACCCCUUGCAGUACCGUUAUUGUCCCUAUUGUAUUACUACAGUUUUGACCCGUCACGCAGCCUGCGUUGUUAUGUAUCUUUGUACACUAGAUUCAUUUGUUGAAUAUUGUCCCCCCAAGGAUGAGCGUACAAGAAAAGUCCAGUAGCAACUAAGUCUAAAGACAAGUAUUUGAAUUCUGCGAAAACCAUUUCAUGUUUACGACAAUCUAUCUGCUAUACCCCUGGACACGAGUCUAGAGCAGCAUGUGGUAACGGCAAUAUCAUUAUCAUAGGUGUUGUACAGAACGAAUCGAUGAAG